GCCAUCACUAGCGAGCACACUUUUCUCCAUCUUCCUCCAAUCACUUAAACGAGCAAGAAGGCCAGCAGAGGCGUGCUUUAAAGUACGCAAACUAAAAACCUCCAUAAGCCCAACAAGAAUGACAUUCUGAAGCAUAAAUCAACGUCAACGAUGCCAGUCUUGCUAUCGGAAAGAAAGCAGUUUUAAAGAAUAUUUGGUUGGGACAGUUUGUAAUGGCUACUGAGAUGGAUUUAGAAAGCAGAGCAGAACAAGAGACCACCGUGGACCCUGACUCCAAGUACCCAUUGAAGGUGCUUUAUUGUGGAGUUUGCUCUCUGCCUUCAGAGUACUGCGAGUACAUGCCCGAGCCCGCCAAAUGUCGGCAGUGGCUGGAGAAGAACUUCCCGGAUGUUUUUGCCAGGAUGACUCUCGGCCCGGCAGCAAAGGCGCCCAAACAGGAUCCCGACGCUGGAGACGCUCCCCCUGCUGGCGAGGAGGAGGAGAAGAAGAAGCAGAAGAGAGGUGGGCGUGGCCAGAUCAAACAGAAGAAGAAGACGGUGCCUCAGAAAGUCACGAUAGCAAAGAUCCCGCGAGCCAAGAAGAAAUACGUCACGCGAGUGUGCGGCCUGGCCACUUUUGACAUCGAACUCAAAGAGGCUCAGCGCUUCUUUGCACAGAAAUUCUCUUGUGGCGCCUCCGUCACGGCCGAGGAUGAAAUAAUCAUUCAGGGAGAUUUCACCGAUGACAUCAUCGACGUCAUCCAAGAGAAGUGGCCUGAGGUGGAUGACGACAGCAUCGACGACCUGGGCGAGGUCAAGAAGUGAAAGACCAAAUGUGCACUUUUACUGCAAAUGGAUGUGAGCUGUAAACAUGGCCAAAUGUACACAUGACGUCAUUUUAUACCUAACUUUAUUUUACUGUACAUAAACGCUGCACACCUGGCCACUCAACUUGAUGAUGAUUUUUGUUUCACUUCUUAUUCGCCGUCUCUCGUUUGCCAAAGGUAACGUGAAGCCCUCUCCUCAACUCACUGACGCAUCUCACCCUCCACGUGUACACGCGCUCCAUUUUUGCUCAACAUCAAAAACCACAUUAAAGGAUUUCUUUUCAGGGUU
This is a messenger RNA of Nerophis lumbriciformis (worm pipefish), 1094 nucleotides long. The record is from RefSeq and is a predicted model, not a curated record. Lineage: Eukaryota; Metazoa; Chordata; Actinopteri; Syngnathiformes; Syngnathidae.